Messenger RNA from Microdochium trichocladiopsis, 1347 nucleotides. RefSeq lists its product as uncharacterized. The record is from RefSeq and is a predicted model, not a curated record. NCBI's taxonomy places the organism in Eukaryota, Fungi, Ascomycota, Sordariomycetes, Xylariales, Microdochiaceae. Bases 1 to 1347 code for a protein of 448 amino acids. The transcript has a single exon.
AUGGCGAGGCGUGACAACCGAGGUCUUCUGGCCCUCGCAGGGGGCGCAUUGAUAACAUCUCGUGUCCUGGCGGUGCCCGUGAUUCAGGAGCCCACAACGACCUUUGACCCCCCUGACGCCACCGGCGAGCCGUUUCUCGACAAUGAGAACACAUAUCUGUUCAGCCAUGCCGCCUCCGACAUCCCGGCUCCAUCACCGACAGAUACUGAAGGAGGUGCCGCGAUCGGAGACUUCACACCCGCACCGCUUGUGCCUCCGGGCUAUCAACCCCUUGGCGGCGUCGGAGUCAACAGCUCCAGCCCCGUCUACGAAGCUACAUCCGAGUACGACCGGCAGUCGCUGAUCCUGGCGCUGUACCAGGAGUGGGCCGAGCUCGACUUCUUGCAUCAAGGAUUCGCCGCGUACACGGACAUGGACUUUGAGCAGGCCGGCCUCCGCGCCGCGGACCGGCACCUGCUGGGUCACAUGGCCGACCAGGAGAGCGGGCACGCCAACGCGGUGACCAAGCUCCUCGGCGGCUCGGGCCCGUCGCGGUGCACCUACAACUACCCGCACCAGGACGUGCACGAGUACCUCGACUUUGGGCAGAAGCUCACGCGCUGGGGCGAGUCGAUGGUCUACGGCUUCCUCCCGCACCUCGAGUCGCGCGAGGCGGCGCAAAUCAUGACGCAGACCGUGUCCACCGAGGCCCGGCAGCAGAUGAUCUUCCGGCAGUACAACGGCCUGCACCCGAUGCCGGUGCUCUUCGAGGCGGGGAUCCCGCAGGCCUGGGGGUGGACGUUCCUGGCGCCGUACAUCAGCCACUGCAACGCCACCAUCGAGCGCGUCGUCUGGCAGAACUUCCCGCGCCUCACCGUCAUCAACCAGCCCAACCCGGCGCGGCUGGACGCGAGCAAGUCGUGGAACGAGACGCGCCACGACGCCGCGGGCACGCAGAACAACGACGACAUCAAGGUCGGCGAGGCGUGCGGGCUCAUGUGCGGGCCCGGGAUAGCGCACGACCGCGCCAGGCCCCUGAGCUAUCCCGGCCGAGACGUCUUCCUGCAGUGGGACAGCCCCGGGGAGCCCGUCGGGCCCGACAGCAGCUACUCGACGAGCAUCCUGGCUGGCCCGCCGCUGUACGCCGCCUGGGUCUCGGCCACAGAGGUCACCUACACCCCGCUGCUCGACAUCUCGGGCAACUCGGCGCACACGUACCAGCCCAACGCGACCACGUAUGGCGGAGUGCCGGUCAUCAACGGCACAAUGUAUAUUGCGAUUACGGAUGCGCAGGUCGGCGUGAGCUCAUUCAACUUGGACAGGAUCAAUCCGCAUGUCGUUGCGCUGGGCAUGUACCAGGCAGGUUAA